UCUUUUGUUGGAAACAAAUAUUUAGUCGGCUGAUCAUCAUUGAGUGUUAGAACAGAAAGUUUCGUGGGAAAUCUUUUUAAAAAAUGGCGAUGGAAGUAGAAGGUUCGACAAAAAACGUUAUGGCAGCUUCUGGAGCGUCCGGAAGCGUAUCUGUAUCGCUUCAUCCGCUUGUUAUUAUGAAUAUCUCCGAGCACUGGACUAGAAUUAAAGCUCAAGCUGGAUCUCAGCAACAAGUUAUUGGUGCUUUAAUUGGUAAACAAAAAGGACGAAACCUCGAAAUAAUGAACUCAUUUGAAUUAGUAUUUGAUAGAAUAGAGGACGAUAUUGUUAUCGAUAAAGAUUAUUAUAAUUUAAAAGAGCAGCAAUUUAAACAAGUAUUUAGUGAUUUAGACUUUUUGGGAUGGUAUACAACUGGAGAUGCACCCAACGAAUCAGAUAUUAAAGUUCAUAAACAGGUUUGUGUAAUAAAUGAAAGUCCCGUAUUUUUAAAAUUAAAUCCACAAGGACGACAUACCGAGUUACCUGUAAACAUGUAUGAAUCGGUUAUUGAUUUAGUGAAUGGAGAGGCAACAAUAUUAUUUGUCGAAUUACCUUAUACUUUAGCUACCGAAGAAGCCGAAAGAAUUGGUCUCGAUCAUAUCGCUCGAAUGUCUGCCGGAGAGGCUGGAGAAAGUUCAUUAGUUGCCGAACAUCUUCAAGCUCAACACAGUGCAAUAAAAAUGCUUCAUGGACGUGUCCGACUAAUACUGGAUUAUGUUCGUGCAGUAAAAUCUGGUAGAUUGUCUCCCAAUCAUGAUAUACUGAGAGAAGCUUACAGUUUGAGUCAUCGUCUUCCUGUCCUAAAUUCAGACAAUUUUAGAGCUGAGUUUUAUAAUCAAUGCAACGAUGUAGGACUAAUGACCUACUUAGGCACCUUAACAAAAGGAUGCAAUACGAUUAAUCAGUUUGUGAAUAAAUUCAACGUUCUUUAUGACAGACAGGGCAUGGGUCGAAGAAUGAGAGGAUUAUUCUUUUAGUCUCGAAUGUAAGAGGAAAUUCGUUUUUGCUGUUAUUUAUAAAUUACGCUCUUAAUGUAAAUAUUCAAAAUAAAAUUUUGAAAAAAUUACAUUUUGUCAUUUUACUGUCCCCUCGAAGCCAAUUUCGAAGAGCCAAAUUAAGGAUUUGAUAAAGUAUUGGCAAUCCAUUGAACCAUAACAUAGCACUAU
Molecule: messenger RNA, 1205 nt
Organism: Centruroides sculpturatus (bark scorpion)
Lineage: Eukaryota; Metazoa; Arthropoda; Arachnida; Scorpiones; Buthidae
Gene: CSN6
Product: COP9 signalosome complex subunit 6-like
Exons: 9
Coding region: 84-1016 (310 amino acids)
Biological process (GO): protein deneddylation
Cellular component (GO): COP9 signalosome
Molecular function (GO): metallopeptidase activity; protein binding
Source: RefSeq, a predicted model, not a curated record